Molecule: messenger RNA, 3406 nt
Organism: Trichoplusia ni (cabbage looper)
Lineage: Eukaryota; Metazoa; Arthropoda; Insecta; Lepidoptera; Noctuidae
Exons: 1
Coding region: 1-2778 (925 amino acids)
Biological process (GO): protein deubiquitination
Molecular function (GO): cysteine-type deubiquitinase activity
Source: RefSeq, a predicted model, not a curated record
AUGGAACGUGAAAUAUUGUACAUAAAAGGCGACCUUUGUCCACACAGAGUCAUCUCUAUUCCUGGAGAUGGGUCGUGUUUAUUUCAUUCGUUGUCAUACUGCAUGUAUGGGAGUUUUCAGUCGUCAAACGAUAUUAGGCGUGCUGUCGUCCAUUAUGUAGUGGAGAAUUGGGAUGAUAUGCAAGUCUAUACCUGCGACGAACGUGGAGACGUUUAUAUCAAUGCAGAUAUGUAUUCAGCUGCAAUGUUGAAAACAACCACCUAUGGAUCCGUAUCCGAACUUAAAGCGGCCGCUGCAUUGUAUCCCUUUAUUUUCCAAGUUUACCAAAAUGGUCGUUUGCAGGGAUCAUGCGGUGAUGAUCCUAGGAAACCAGUGAAACGUUUACGAUUUACUGGGAAUUUUUUAGGAGGUCAUUACGAAGUACUCGUUCCCGAUAAUUACUCCAUAGUAUCAGAUCUUCAGGUAGAUGAAAAUACUUCUGAUUCUCCUAGCUCGACCCAAGCUAGUGAAAAAAAUCGUAAGAGUGCGGGAAGGCCUAAAAAACUUAAACGUGGCAGGCCAAAAACCUCAAAUAUCUCUCGUUCUCAACAAUUGACAGAAGCAGCUGCCCGUUAUCGCCAGAACAAUCCAGAAAGACGGAAGGAAUCGUUGGUCCGGUACAGCCGUUCCCAACCGGAAAUGCAUCGGGCUGCUGUAGCUCGUUAUAGUGCCUUGAAUCCGGAAGUGAAUCGAGAUGCUGUAGCUCGCUAUACUGCCUCGAAUCCAGAAGUGCAUCGGGCUGCUGUAGCUCGUUAUAGUGCCUUGAAUCCGGAAGUGAAUCGAGAUGCUGUAACUCACUAUACUGCCUCGAAUCCAGAAGUGCAUCGGCCUGCUGUAGCUCGUUAUAGUGCCUUGAAUCCGGAAGUGAAUCGAGAUGCUGUAACUCACUAUACUGCCUCGAAUCCAGAAGUGCAUCGGCCUGCUGUAGCUCGUUAUAGUGCCUUGAAUCCGGAAGUGAAUCGAGAUGCUGUAGCUCGCUAUACUGCCUCGAAUCCAGAAGUGCAUCGGGCUGCUGUAGCUCGUUAUAGUGCCUUGAAUCCGGAAGUGAAUCGAGAUGCUGUAACUCACUAUACUGCCUCGAAUCCAGAAGUGCAUCGGGCUGCUGUAGCUCGUUAUAGUGCCUUGAAUCCGGAAGUGAAUCGAGAUGCUGUAACUCACUAUACUGCCUCGAAUCCAGAAGUGCAUCGGCCUGCUGUAGCUCGUUAUAGUGCCUUGAAUCCGGAAGUGAAUCGAGAUGCUGUAGCUCGCUAUACUGCCUCGAAUCCAGAAGUGCAUCGAGCUGCUGUAGCUCGUUAUACUGCCUUGCAUCCCGAAGUUAAUCAGGCAGCUGUAGCUCGUUACAAAGAUUUAAAUCCUCAAUUGAAUCUUGAAUCAGUUCGAAGGAAAAGAUCAAACGAUAAACUAAAAUUAAAACUUAAUAAAUUAGAAAAAUAUACUCAAGCACUAUCCAAAAUACUUAAUGAUAGAUUAGAGGCAGAGAAAAUAAUAAGAUGGACAGUGCAUAGUAAACAACAAACUUUAGGGAAUUUUACUAAAAACGUAGACAAGUUAAAAGAAAAAAUUAAAAUAUCAUUAGAAAAACUCAGUAUAUGCCCCCCAAAUAGUACUUUGACAGACAAAUUAGAAGCUUUUCUGGGAAAAUCAGAGCACCAAGAUAAUCAUGAGUCAUAUUACGGAGAAAAAACCUACAAAGUAUACGGUACCAAGGAAAAAGCUAUUAAAAUAAACGAUGCUGGAAAAGCUGUCUUUGGAGAUAUAGGAAAACAAGGUAAAAGUCUAGUUUGGUCUUGUUGUGAUGAUAUAUGCUCGCUAGAUAAGAAUAUUAUCGAAAAACUAACAAAAAUAUUAGAACACUUAGCGGACAAAACUAUAAUCCAAUACUACGCGUUAAUCGAACAAAAGGUAAUAUUUGAAUACCUAACUUACAUAAAUACUGUAAAAUCGCAUUUUCCACGAUUGAGAACUAUUUCAAGAUAUAUUUAUCAAGUGUUAAGUAUUUGUAAACUUUUGAAUGAUGUAGAUGAAUCAUUAGAAACAACAGAUUUGAAAAAGUUAAAAGAAUACGGAAUACCAAAAACAAUCGGCAGUACGAUUCUGGACAGUGAAGAAUCGACUGAAAUUGUUGAAGAUGACAUUAUUAAUAAAUAUAAGGUCGCAUUCAAAUCCCUAAAACUAAAAAGUCCUGAUACUCCUAAGCAUGAAUGCAUGUCUUGUACGAAACUUUGUUUCAUAAGAGACGUUUCUUCUCUGAACCGCUUAAGAAAUCCUAUCAACACUACUGUUUGGAGUAAUCUAGUUGAAUAUUAUAACAAACAUAAUUUAACUCAUAGUCCACAGAUUUGCCAUUUAUGUUUACAAAAGAUUGGAGCAAAUCAACUGCCAGCAACCUGUAUUUUAAUCGAUCUUUACAUUAGUACUGUUCCACAAGAGAUAAGCCAGUUAAAUGACUUUGAAAAGAUAUUGAUUCAACGUGCUAAAGCAUUUCAAGUAGUGAUGUCAAUGAACCCCGUUGCAAACAAACAUUUACCUCAUCACCAUAUGGUGAAGAAAGUAAAAGGCCGAACUUUCCAUCUGCCGUUGCCUCUUGAAGAAACAAUAAAAAAGCUACCUACACCAGAAAAUCCGCUUGCCAACCCGGAACUCUUUAUCAUGGUACGAGGUAUGCCAACAAAAUCAAAAAUAGUGUGGGAAGAUAUAGUAGAUGUAAAUAAGGUUUACCGAACAUUGCAAUUUCCUUAAUGUAAAAAUGCUCUAUAUUCCCAAAUAAAUCUACCCGAUUCUCCCCAACAAUUAAUUAGCCAUUUAAAUGAAAAUGUGCAAAAUAUAGUUGAUCGAUCAGAAUCUCCGGCAGAUGACAUGACUGUAGAAGGCAACAGUGCACUUCUUACUCAAAUUACUUCUCAAAAAGAAAUUGAUAACUUUGAACAGUACACAAUUUACCCUUUGAACGAAAGGAGAAGAAACGCUCCCAUUUCGGAACUAUACCAGAUGCUCAAGGUAAACGCUGCUCCAAUAGAUUCACGAGAUAAAGAUUUAGAUGUAAAAUGCUUCCCUCUAUGUAGAAAGCAAAUAUGGGCAGUCUCAUGUCCGUCAGCAAAAGUUAACAUCUAGUGAAUUUAUCAAAGCCAGACUAAAGUCGAAGCAUUCUCAGUUUCGCCUAAAUCAGCAAUACCUUUUCUUUUUAUUAAAUGAUGCAAAUCUGCGUCAAAUUAACUCAGGGAUAUUUUAUAAAAUGAACUGUGUCAAUCAAAAGCACAAACUGACCGUAGAACAGUAUUUUGAUAUGCUCAAUAAAGAAGAGUUGGAAGGUGACCUGACAGCAAUAUUUGGCAGAUUACGAAACACUGAACAAUUUUGGAAAAAACCA